Messenger RNA from Andrographis paniculata, 468 nucleotides. RefSeq names its product secreted RxLR effector protein 161-like. The coding region runs from base 1 to 468 and encodes 155 amino acids. The transcript has a single exon. NCBI's taxonomy places the organism in Eukaryota, Viridiplantae, Streptophyta, Magnoliopsida, Lamiales, Acanthaceae. The record is from RefSeq and is a predicted model, not a curated record.
AUGGCUCAAAACAAAAAGUUGAGGAAAGAUGAUGGCACAGAAAAAGUUUUAAGCUCGACUUAUAGGAGCUUAAUUGGUAGUCUUCUUUACCUAACUGCCACAAGACCCGAUAUCCUCUUUGCAACAAGUUUUUUGUCCAGGUUUUUGCAGGAACCAAGUCAAAUUCAUUUUGCCGCCGCGUCAAGAAUUUUAAGAUACUUGAAAGGCACACUUGAUUAUGGUCUCAUGUACAAGUCCUCACUGCACUCCGACUUGGUUAGUUAUUGUGACAGCGAUUGGGCCGGGAGCCUUGAUGAUAGGAAAAGUACGUCCGGUUGUGUUUUUCAACUUGGUGCCAACACAUGCUCAUGGAUAUCCAAGAAGCAAAAGGUUGUGGCCACAUCGACGGCACAGGAGGAAUACAUCAAAGCCUAUAAAGCUAUCACACAAAUAAUGUGGUUGGGAGAGUUCUUGAAGAUGUUGGGUUAA